AUGGUGCGUCAAAACUUUCUUCCGUUGAUUUCAUUCGCAAGCUUUUUCGCUGUUCUUGUUCUUCUUGUUCAUGCUCAAGACCAAUCAGGUUUUGUCAGUAUCGAUUGCGGUAUACCUGAGGAUUCAAGCUACAACGAUAACAAAACAGACAUAAAGUACGUCUCAGAUGCUGCUUUCGUCGAGUCCGGGACAAUCCAUAGCAUAAAUCCUGAAUUUCAGACAACUUCUCUUGAGAAGCAGUUCCAAAACGUUAGGAGCUUCCCGCAAGGCAAGAGAAACUGUUACGAUGUGCAGCCUCCACGUGGAAAAGGCUUCAAGUAUUUGAUCAGAACACGUUUCAUGUACGGCAACUAUGACAAUCUUGGGAAAGCACCCGAGUUUGAUCUGUAUCUUGGAGUCAACCUCUGGGAUUCUGUUGCAAUAGACAAUGAAACCACCAUAGUUACCAAAGAGAUCAUCCACACUCUUCGUUCAGACCAUGUUCACGUGUGCCUUGUUGAUAAAGAAAAAGGAACCCCAUUCUUGUCUGUGUUAGAACUCAGGCUCUUGAACAAUGAAACAUAUGAGACUCCUUAUGAUUCUCUUAUGCUGUAUCGUAGAUGGGAUCUCGGGUCACUCGGAGAUCGUCCUGUCAGGUACAAAGAUGAUGUGUAUGACCGUAUAUGGAACCCUCUAAAGUUCCCAAACCAUAGAGUUUUCAGUACAAACCUCACGAUAGAUCCCAACAACAACAAUGGAUUUCAGCCUGCUCGUGCCAUCAUGAACACUGCUUCGUCGCCAUUGAAUGCAAGCUUAGACAUAAUCCUCUACUGGGAACCAACGAUCCCUUCGUGGAAGUUCUACGUGUACAUGCAUUUCGCUGAAGUUGAAGAGAUACCAAGCAACGAGACGAGAGAGUUCUCAUUGUUUUGGAAUGAUAAUACUACUCUGUAUGAUAGCUUUAGCCCUCGCUUCUUGUAUACAGACACACUCUUCACUCAGGAACCAGUCACUGGACCACUCCACGAGUUUCGUCUGCAACGAGCUGAUAAAUCUACGCUCCCACCAAUCAUCAACGCCGUUGAGACGUAUCGUGUCAACGAGUUUCUUCAGCCACCUACUGAUCAACAAGAUGUUGAUGCAAUUAUGAGAAUCAAGUCUAAGUAUGGAGUGAAGAAGAAUUGGCUUGGAGACCCUUGUGCACCUGUAAACUAUCCUUGGAGGGAUAUUAACUGCAGCUAUGUCGAUAAUGAGUCUCCGAGAAUCAUCUCUUUGAAUUUAUCCUUGAGUGGCUUGUCUGGCGAGAUUGAUCCAGCUUUCUCCAACCUUACAUUGAUACAGAAACUGGACUUAUCAAACAACAGUUUAACAGGAAAAGUACCUGAUUUCCUCGCCAAUUUACAUAAUUUGAUCGAAAUAAACUUGGAAGGAAACAAGCUAACGGGUGCUCUUCCGGUGAAACUACUAGAGAGAUCAAACAACGGAUCGCUUUUGAUGAGAUUUGGAGGGAAUACGGACCUCUGCGUUUCUGCUUCCUGUCAAAAUCUGGAUUUGAAGACAAAGAAGAGUGCAUACAUGAUUCCAUUAGUAGCAUCUGUCGCAGGAGUGAUUGGUCUUGUAAUUGCAAUAGCUCUGUUCUUGCUGUGCAAGAAGAGACAUCAACGUGGCGGCCCUAACAGUGCUAGGACUGGGCCACUGGAGACAAUAAAACGAUAUUACAAAUACACAGAAGUUGUGAAAAUGACAAACAACUUUGAGAGAGUUCUUGGGAAAGGAGGCUUUGGAAAAGUGUACCAUGGUGUCUUAAAUGAGGACCAAGUCGCUGUCAAGAUUCUGUCUGAAUCAUCAGCUCAAGGGUACAAAGAGUUCAAAGCAGAGGUCGAACUUCUCCUGAGAGUUCAUCACAAGAACCUAACUGCUCUUAUCGGAUACAGCAACCAAGACAAGAAGAUGGCUCUUAUCUACGAGUUUAUGGCUAAUGGAACCUUAGGAGAUUAUUUGUCAGGGAAAAAUUCGUAUGUUUUGAGCUGGGAGGAGAGGCUACAGAUAUCAUUAGACGCAGCACAAGGACUUGAGUACCUUCACAAUGGCUGCAAGCCUCCCAUUGUACAAAGAGAUGUGAAGCCGGCUAAUAUUCUCAUCAACGAGAAGCUUCAGGCCAAGAUUGCUGACUUUGGGUUAUCUAGAAGUGUCUCAUUGGACGGUAAUAACCAGGAGACAACCGAUGUUGCUGGAACUAUCGGUUAUCUCGACCCUGAGUACCACUCGACGCAGAAACUAAGCGAGAAGAGUGAUGUCUACAGCUUCGGUGUGGUUCUUUUAGAGGUUGUCACGGGCCAACCUGUGAUUAAACAUUCCGCAACAAGAGCAGAGAACAGACACAUAACCGACCGGGUCAAGUUUCUUCUGUCCACAGGAGAUAUCAGAGGUAUUGUGGAUCCAAACCUAGGAGAGAGUUUUGAUGCUGGUUCUGCAUGGAAUAUCACUGAAGUAGCAAUGGCUUGUGCGUCUCAUAGCUCUAAAAAUAGACCGACGAUGAGUCAGGUAGUGGCUGAGCUGAAGGAGAGUGUAAGCAGAGCAAGAGCCGGUGGUGGUUCUGGCGCCAGUGAAUUUACAGAGCCGGCGAUGACGACUUCUGACUCGGGAAUGUUUCCUCAGGCCAGGUAG
Molecule: messenger RNA, 2646 nt
Organism: Microthlaspi erraticum
Lineage: Eukaryota; Viridiplantae; Streptophyta; Magnoliopsida; Brassicales; Brassicaceae
Source: the annotation of a GenBank genome assembly